Xyrauchen texanus (razorback sucker) is the source of this 1766-nucleotide messenger RNA. RefSeq names its product endonuclease domain-containing 1 protein-like. NCBI's taxonomy places the organism in Eukaryota, Metazoa, Chordata, Actinopteri, Cypriniformes, Catostomidae. The record is from RefSeq and is a predicted model, not a curated record. The transcript is spliced from 2 exons. Bases 165 to 1052 code for a protein of 295 amino acids. Gene Ontology annotation, molecular function: metal ion binding; nucleic acid binding; hydrolase activity.
UACCAGAAGUUGAAAUGAAAUGAAGACAAACUAGGAGACAGUGGACAGCCACAGAGAAAGCAGCAACCUUUUUCUGAAAUCAUCUGUUGAGAUACUGUCCUACUUUGAACAUUCCAAAGAAGAUUUCACAGAACAGUCAACAACUGAAAACUCUGUGGAAUAACAUGAAGCUCAUUUGCCUUUCUGUAGCCUUGUUGAUCCCACUGCUGUCUCUGGUAUUGAGAUCACAGGCUGGAGUGGUGUAUGACUUCAACCACGUAGAGAGCUGUAAGGAUUUUCUUUAUAUGGGCACUCCACCAAAAGGCUACCUUAGUGCCUCUUUAAAAAAGAUUUGCCAGCGAUACAUGGACAAGCCUCGCUUCAUCACCUUCUAUGACCCCCAAAAACACAUUCCCAUAUACUCAGCCUACACUUUCAAGAAAUCAGAUGGGGAGAAACGAGUAGAUGUUCCCUGGAUGUUUGAACCGCAGCUGGCUAUUGAGAAAGGUAGCAGUAGCAUGGAACCCUUCCCCCAGUCAUCCUUCAUGCACAGAAACUUUGAAGACACACAGGCUGUGUUGGAAGACUAUGCUGAUGUGAUCCAAUAUGAACGUGGCCAACUGAACCCAGAUCAGCAUCAAGCAGACCCGCUGGACAAGGCCGCCACAUACACCUUGACCAAUGUGGUUCCCUUGAUAAGGGAGUUCAGUAUUGGUCCCUGGAGCACACAGGAAGAUGCGAUCCGCAAACGGCUCAAUAAUUUUUGCCACGGUAAGGCUUAUGUGAUUACUGGGGUGACAACAUCUGGUAACAUGAUCCGGCGUGAUAACCUGGAUCGUGUAGCCAUCCCCGAGUACAUAUGGACAGCUUAUUGCUGCACAGAUUAUGAUCACAAUGCUCCUUACUCAGAGCGCUACAAGUUUCCAGCAUUUGGUGCCUACGGCCUCAAUGAUCGUGUGAACAACCAGAUAGUGGAGGUUCCAAUCAAGAAUCUAGAGAAAUUUCUCAAGGGCAAAAUGCAGGUGGACAGGAACUUCCAGGUCUUUUACAGCGACUGUGUGUCUGAUUUAUAAGGGUGUUACAAACCAAUUAAAUGGGUUCAUUAUCAUCAGAGAUAUUAAUACACAUGGUAAAACUUAACAUUUGUGGUGUUGCAUUUAAGACACAUAUAAAAAAUAAAUAUUAAUUUCACAAAGGCCUUUAAACCCCUUGAGAUUAUAGAUAAAUAAUUUAUACUACAAUUACUUAUAACAUUACAUUAAAAUUAUUAAUGUUUUAUAUAUAUAUAUAUAUUAUUAAUACAAAUAUAAUUUAUCAGCCAUUGUGUAUGUCUUGACCUCCUACUCAAAGUGUUAGGGAAACAAGAGGUCCAAAUUGGUCUUGGUUGUAAGUGUGAGAUGCUGGUAAAUUACAGCUUUCAUUAGAUUAGCAAUAUCUGUUGUAAAAAAAAAAAAAGACAACUGAGCAAGUUUUGAUCUUUUCAUUACAGGCUGCAUCUGAAAGUUUUCAUAAUAUCAUGUGAUCACCAUGUGAAAAUUAAAUCCCAUUUUAGGCUUUGGUUAAAUGACUUAAAUGAAAGCAAAUAACAGUGUGACAUAAACAUUAAAAUGGUCUUAACGUGUAAGAAUCUUAUCUGUGCAAAGAAAAAUAUCAAAAUAAAAUGUAAUGCUUUCUGCCCAGUCAUGUGCUUCAUUUAUCAUUUUUUUCCUGGUUUUAUAUUCAAAUAUUUAUUUAUUCUUGCUUAGCAUAGCUUUGAGGUUUAUCUUAAACAUGCACUAUGCAGGGAG